Molecule: messenger RNA, 1667 nt
Organism: Hippocampus comes (tiger tail seahorse)
Lineage: Eukaryota; Metazoa; Chordata; Actinopteri; Syngnathiformes; Syngnathidae
Product: circumsporozoite protein-like
Exons: 4
Coding region: 164-1351 (395 amino acids)
Source: RefSeq, a predicted model, not a curated record
AUGAUCACCAUACGUCUUGUCGUGGCCGUCACAGGGCCUAUAAAGAUGCAAAAGUCACACGCAACGAGACACACACGGGGCCUCAACUCAUCAAAGAAACAGAAACUCAAUCAAGUCGACAAUUGAUAUUUGUGAGCUUUGUUUUCUUGGAAAAAAAAAAAGAAUGCUCUUGCCAAUCCUGCUCCAACUCCUGAUCAUUGCAUCCAUAAAUGCUCAGGGUACUACGCCCACCCCAGCUGCCCUAACCACACCCAAUGCUGCCACCGGCAAUGCUGUGACCACAGUUAACAAUGCUGUGACUGGCAAUGCCGCAACCACUGCUGCUAACGCAGCAACUGGAAACGCUGCGACCACAGCUGGCAAUGCUGUGACGGGCAAUGCUGCAACCACAGCCGUGAACGCUGCAACUGGAAACGCUGCAACCACAGCCGUCAAUGCUGUGACGGGCAAUGCUGCAACCACUGCUGCGAACGCAGCAACUGGAAACGCUGCAACCACAGCCGCCAAUGCUGCGACUGGAAACGCUGCAACUACAGCUGUGAACGCUGCAACCACAGCCGUCAAUGCUGUGACGGGCAAUGCUGCAACCACUGCUAUGAACGCUGUGACUGGAAACGCUGCAACUACAGCCGUCAAUGCUGCAACCACAGCCGCCAAUGCUGCAACUGGUAAUGCUGCAACCACAGCUGUGAACGCUGCAACCACAGCCGUCAAUGCUGUGACGGGCAAUGCUGCAACCACUGCUAUGAAUGCUGUGACUGGAAAUGCUGCAACCACAGCCGUCAAUGCUGCAACCACAGCCGUCAAUGCUGCGACGGGUAACGCUGCAACCACAGCUGUGAACGCUGCAACCACAGCUGUCAAUGCUGCAACAGGAAACGCUGCAACCACAGCCGUCAAUGCUGCGACUGGCAAUGCUGCAACCACAGCUGUGAACGCUGCAACUGGAAACGCUGCAACCACAGCUGGCAAUGCUGCAACUGGCAAUGCCGCAACCACAGCCGUCAAUGCUGCAACUGGCAAUGCCGCAACUACAGCUGUGAACGCUGCCACCGGAAACGCUGCAACCACAGCCGCCAAUGCUGCAACUGGAAACGCCGCAACCACAGCUGUGAACGCUGCAACUGGAAACGCUGCAACCACAGGUGGCAAUGCUGCAACCACAGCCGGCAAUGCUGCAACCGGUAAUGCCACAACCACAGCUGGCAAUGGCGCAACUGGCAAUACCGGAGCUGCAACAACAAAUGCAAACAGCGCAACGACAACAAGCACCGCUGUUACGUCCAUCCACGUGAGUGGCGUCCUCUUUUGUCACGUCUGCGUGGCACUCCUUAAACUGUCCACAAUGUAAACCCGCUGGGGUGGUUGAUUUCAUUUAAAAUGCCACUGAAUGUGCACUGACAGGUCGAAACAAAGAUGUGGAUGUCUUGCAUUUUAAUGUUGUCAUUUUGAAAAGUAAAAAAAAAAAAAAAAAAAAAAAAAAAGUAACAAUUAUUUAACAUGUCAAUUAUGACACUGUGUGUGCGAGUAUUUUUAUUGUUUUAGUUCCCACUGCCAUUUUUAAAUAUGUAUGUGUAACUGUGAAAGUAUGGACUUGCAAUAUUGUACAGACUAUGUAAUUUAUUGAAUUGGCAUUCAUCAAGUGACAAAUAAAUUUAUUUCAAUAG